Messenger RNA from Carya illinoinensis, 1059 nucleotides. Its product is annotated as TLC domain-containing protein 5-like. The transcript has 5 exons. Bases 217 to 924 code for a protein of 235 amino acids. The record is from RefSeq and is a predicted model, not a curated record. Gene Ontology annotation, cellular component: membrane. NCBI's taxonomy places the organism in Eukaryota, Viridiplantae, Streptophyta, Magnoliopsida, Fagales, Juglandaceae.
UUUGUUGCCUACAACUUGAUGCAUUGGUAGAAACUUUUUCCUGUGUGGGGAGGAAGAAACGGCUCUGCUUUUGUUAUUCCUCGAGAAGAAGGAUUCAUAAACCCUACAUGAUAUGGCUACUUGAAACCAGAUCGAUUUCUCUAUCUCGUUUCCGGCCGGUAGAUUAUGGGCUGACCAUCUUCACUUGAAGGCUCAAAUCUGCGAAGAAAUAUAUAAAUGGAAGCCUAUAUUAUGAAUAUAAUAGUGCUUGGAGUCAUUUCAUGGACAACAGCUUUUCUGCUAAUAAGGAGGAUAUUCCCCAAGCGCUCGUUUGAUUUCUGCAACCGGACUGUUUCUACGAUUCAUGCAACUUUAGCUGUAACAUUAGCCUUUCUCUCCGUUCAAGAUUGGGGAUGCCCAGUUUGUCCUUUGGCUGCAAAAUCUUCCCCAAAGCAGAUGCGAACUCUAGCAGUGAGCCUCUCUUAUAUGAUCUAUGAUUUAGUAUGUUGCCUCUUUGAGAAGCGAGUCAGCCUCGACAACUCCAUCCACCAUCUGGUCAGCAUCGUUGGAAUUGGCGCAGGCCUUGCCUAUGAGGAGUGUGGAUCAGAAAUGGUAGCUGCACUAUGGGUUACUGAAGUCUCCAGCCCUUUCCUCCACCUGAGGGAGCUUCUCAAAGAACUUGGAUUCAGGGACAACGACCUUAAUUUGGCAGUCGAUAUUUUGUUUGCAGUGAUAUUUACAUUAGGCAGGAUGGUUUGUGGGCCUUAUCUUGCUUACGUGACUAUAUCUGCUAGCAAUCCUUUUGUCAUUAAGGCAAUGGCAUUGGGCCUGCAGCUGGUUAGUGCCUUCUGGUUCUACAAAAUCGUCAGGAUGGUGAAACACAAAUUGACCAAACGGACAGCAUCUAAAAACGUCUCCUCAAAACUAUUCAUACCAAAAACUUGAAACUCGGUCAAAGUCACUACAUUUUGUAAAAUAAUUGAUGUAUUUUUCAGAUUAAUUUUUUUAAUGACAACGUGACAUAUAUCCGGUGAAAUCAAAUCAUUUGUAACAUAAUUUAUGUGUAAAUUUGUUUAUUGA